Saccharomyces kudriavzevii IFO 1802 is the source of this 762-nucleotide messenger RNA. It is a transcript of the gene SPC29, whose product is annotated as Spc29p. Lineage: Eukaryota; Fungi; Ascomycota; Saccharomycetes; Saccharomycetales; Saccharomycetaceae. The transcript has a single exon. Bases 1 to 762 code for a protein of 253 amino acids. Gene Ontology annotation, molecular function: structural constituent of cytoskeleton. The record is from RefSeq and is a predicted model, not a curated record. Gene Ontology annotation, cellular component: central plaque of spindle pole body. Gene Ontology annotation, biological process: spindle pole body duplication.
AUGGACUACAAAAAUUUUGGAAGUAAUGCUGGUAAGAAAUUUCAAGAUGAUACCUUGAACAGAGUUAGAAAAGAGCAUCAAGAAGCCCUAAAGAAAUUGCGUGAAGAAAAUUUCAGUUCAAACACAUCAGAAUUGGGAAAAAACAAACAAUACAAGGCACAAGAAAGGAUGAGCCCACCAUUACAUAGGUUGUCCCCUGUAAAUAAGUUAGAAGACAGAAAAUUGAGGAGUCCAUUAGAUGAAAAGCUAAGGAGGCAAUUGAGGGAAAGCAACACACGACUACCUCCACCAUCGUUUUCCAGUUAUGGGAUACCCUCAAACAAUCGAUCCAACCUGGAGAGGAUAAGAAGAAGAACUAGCUCACCGGUAAGGACUGAAAGGUUUGCUUCACAAGAUGUUAUAGAUGACCAAAGAUUAGAGAUAAAAUAUUUAGAACGUAUCGUCCAUGAUCAAGGUUCAAUCAUUGAUAAUCUAACAUCAAGAAUAACGAGAUUAGAAUCAUUUAUAUUGAAUCCAGUUUCAGACAGAGAAGAAAAGAAUUUUGGCUCACUCGAGCAUUCCAAUUCUUUUGCCGGGUUUCCUACUAAUAAGAUGUAUGGUUUACAAAUGGGCGGACUAUAUGAAAAAGAUAUGCCUUACGGUAGAAGUAGUGACAACAUCAAGAAAGAAAGGCCGAGAGUUGGUCGAUCGUCACAAAUCCAUAUUGAAAACGAGAGUACUGAAGACAUAUUGAAAAUUCUAUCUUCAUCCUUCCAUGAUUGA